Molecule: messenger RNA, 3084 nt
Organism: Penicillium cosmopolitanum
Lineage: Eukaryota; Fungi; Ascomycota; Eurotiomycetes; Eurotiales; Aspergillaceae
Product: Protein SDA1
Exons: 10
Coding region: 1-3084 (1027 amino acids)
Biological process (GO): ribosomal large subunit export from nucleus; translation; ribosomal large subunit biogenesis
Cellular component (GO): nucleolus; small ribosomal subunit
Molecular function (GO): RNA binding; structural constituent of ribosome
Source: RefSeq, a predicted model, not a curated record
AUGCGGAUCGCCGACCUCAACGACUUGUCGAAGCAACCACCCAACGACAAACCCUCCCACAUACCCUCCCUCGACACUGUCAACAUGUCCGACGCCGGGGAAGUCGUCGCGGUCAACUCCAUCCUGCCCAAGGAUGUGAACGAAGGCUCCGUCCUCCUUUUCAACAAGUGGUCCUACGAGGAUGUCGAGAUCCGCGACAUCUCCCUGACCGACUACAUUCAGAUCCGUCAGCCCGUCUACCUCUCCCACACUGCCGGUCGCUAUGCCGCCAAGCGUUUCCGCAAGGCCCAGUGCCCCAUCAUUGAGCGUCUCACCAACUCGCUCAUGAUGAACGGCCGUAACUCCGGAAAGAAGCUCAUGGCCAUGCGCAUUGUUUCCCACGCUUUCGACAUCAUCCACAUCAUGACCGACCAGAACCCCAUCCAGGUUGCUGUCGAUGCCAUUGUCAACUGCGGCCCCCGUGAGGACUCCACCCGUAUUGGUUCCGCCGGUACCGUCCGUCGCCAGGCUGUCGAUGUCUCCCCUCUGCGCCGUGUCAACCAGUCCAUCUCUCUCCUGACCAUCGGUGCUCGCGAGUCCUCUUUCCGCUCCAUCAAGAGCAUUGCUGAGUGCCUUGCUGAGGAGCUGAUCAACGCCGCCAAGGGCUCCUCCAACUCCUACGCCAUCAAGAAGAAGGACGAGUUGGAGCGUGUUGCCAAGAGCAACCGUGCUACCUUUAAGUGGACGUUGGAGUCGCUUAUCGAUACGACGAAAAAAAGUUUCGGUCCACCCCCAACCUUCGUGAACUGGGACCAACCUCCUUCCACCACCCACCAUUUCUAUUCACAACCAGUCAAGAUGGUGAAAAGAAAGCUUGGAGCCUUAGAAAAGGUCGAGGCUGACCUGCCUAAUCUGCAGCACAAGAUUCGCAGAGAUCCUAAAUCAUACAUUGAGGAUUUCCGCGCUCAGCACUAUCAAUAUGAGUCGCACCGCGAAAUUUUCAUGGCUGCGCCUUCGGCCGCGACGGACACUGGCAUUAUCUCUCUGCGCGAGUUGAUUGACUUCAUUUCGCACGUUGCCGACGCUUACCCGGAGAUCUUGAAGGACUUCCCGCAGCAACUCAUCGAUAUGCUGAUGCAGCACCACCUGGUGCUGGAGCCGGAGUUGAGAGAGAAGUUGGUCGGAAGUCUGGUGUUGUUGAAGAAGAAGGAUCUGCUCGAUUCUGCAACACUCCUCCAAACACUAUUCCCCAUCCUUAUCUCUACGCCUAGCAAGACUCUACGUGCUCUGCUGUUUCAAAAGAUUCUGUCUGAGCUUCGGACAGCCAACACUAAGACGAAGAACCACAAGCUCAACCGCACUAUGCAGACUGUCCUUUUCAAUCUGGUAUCAUCUGACCGCACCAGCUCAAAGGCACUCUGGGCCAUCAAACUGGUCCGAGAGCUAUGGAAGCGUCAAAUCUGGACUGACGCCAAGACUGUCGAGAUCAUGAAGGAGGCGAGUUUGUCUGAGAACGAAAAGGUCAUCAUUGGUGGUGUUCGCUUCUUCCUGGGUGGCGACAAGGAGCGUGAGGAGGCAGAGGAUGAGAGCAGCGAUGACGAUGCCGUCGAUGUUGGUCGUAUCAAGCACCAGCUUGGUAUCAACAAGAAGACCAAGAAGAAGGCCCGUGUGGCUGAGAAGGCCUUAACCACUCACAAAAAGAAGGAGAAGAAGAAGAACCAACCGCACGCUCUCAACUUCUCCGCGCUUCAUCUGCUGCACGAUCCCCAGGGAUUCGCCGACACUUUGUUCACUCGCCACCUGCAAAGCUCCAAGGCUAAACUGAACCUUGAGAAUAAGCUGGUUGUCUUGCAAUUGGUGUCUCGUCUUGUGGGCUUACACAAGUUGCAUAUUAUGCCGCUCUACUCCUACUUCCAGAAGUUCCUCACCCCGCGUCAACCUUCCGUUACCUCAUUCUUGGCAUCUCUGGCCCAGGCGACUCACGACUUGGUUCCUCCCGAUGUUCUUGAGCCUCUUGUUCAGAAGAUUGCCAAUGAGUUCGUCUCUGAGGCCUCCGCUGGAGAAGUAGCUACCGCCGGUAUGAACGCUAUUCGAGAGAUUUGCGUCAGGCAACCUCUGGCUAUGAACGAGACGCUGUUGCAGGAUCUCGUCAUGUAUAAGAAGAGCAAGGACAAGGGUGUCAUGAUGGCUUCGAAGGGUCUGCUCAGUCUCUAUCGAGAUGUGGGCGCAUCGAUGCUCAAGAAGCGGGAUCGUGGUAAGGAAGCCUCCAUGGGCCUCCGUGCUGGCGACAAGCUCGGCAAGCGAUUCGGAGAGCAGGAGAGUGGUGGUAUCGAGGGACUCGAGCUGUUGGAGAAGUGGAAAGAAGAGGAGCGCCGCAAGAGGCGUCGCGAGAUGGGACUUCCUUCUGAUGGCGAGGAUGACGAGGAAGAUGAUGAGGAAACCAACUGGGCCGCCUGGAACGUCGAGGAUGAUGAGGACAGCGAUGAUUCUGGCGAUUGGGUUAACGUCCAAAGCGACGUUGAGAUCGAUCUCAGCGACUCCGAGGACGAGGACAAGAACAAGAACAAGGCCCCACCCAAUAAGAAGGCCAAGCAAGAUGAGGAUACCAAGAAGGAUGCGGCAGCUGACGCAGAGACUGCAUUCUCCAAACUUGCUACUACUAAAAUCCUGACUCCUGCGGAUCUGGCUAAGCUUGCCGAGCUCCGUGCUGAGGCUGCUGUCGGCGCGGCUCUUCCAGGAUCGAAAUCCCGUCACGCCCAGAGCACCACCCGUCACAGUGAUGAUCCGUUGACUGCGGAGGAGAUCGAGGGUCUUGCCCGCUUGUCUGCUGCUAAGCAGACGCGUGAGGAGCGUAUUGCUCACGCCCGUGAGGGCAAACUGGACCGCUCCGAGCACAAGAGCAAGGAGGCUAAGCGUAAGGAGCGCAAGGAGGAACAAGGAAAGAGUACCACGAACAAGGAGAAGGCUCGCCGGAAGAACUUCCUGAUGACUAUCGGCAAGGCGAGAAGUAAGAACAAGCGCAGUUUGGUGGAAACGCGUGCUGUGCUCAAGGCGCAUCACGACCGACAGAAGAGAGGUGGAAAGAGAGGUAAUCUUGGAAAUUAG